Penicillium angulare is the source of this 282-nucleotide messenger RNA. RefSeq lists its product as uncharacterized. The transcript has a single exon. Bases 1 to 282 code for a protein of 93 amino acids. The record is from RefSeq and is a predicted model, not a curated record. NCBI's taxonomy places the organism in Eukaryota, Fungi, Ascomycota, Eurotiomycetes, Eurotiales, Aspergillaceae.
AUGCCCGAUGAGUUUGAAGACGACUCAGAGGAGGCCAUAAACGGAAAGAUCAGCGAGCUAUCACCCAGAGUUCAGGCAAUUCGACAGAAAAUCAUUAUGCGUACCCGCAGGAUUAACCUUAAGAAGAAAGAUCUGAAGGCUAUCUCCAAUCAAAUCAAAAAUGAGAUUGUCGCCGAGUUUGGGACCGAAGUUGAUGCUGCGGAGGAGGAACUAAUCAUCAGCUGCCUUACUGGAUUAUCUGAGGCUGCAGAGGCACACAUGCAGCAAGGGCUGAAAUCUUAA